Messenger RNA from Scatophagus argus, 2094 nucleotides. Its product is annotated as sialidase-3-like. Gene Ontology annotation, biological process: ganglioside catabolic process; oligosaccharide catabolic process. Lineage: Eukaryota; Metazoa; Chordata; Actinopteri; Scatophagidae. Gene Ontology annotation, molecular function: exo-alpha-sialidase activity. The coding region runs from base 73 to 1209 and encodes 378 amino acids. The transcript has 2 exons. The record is from RefSeq and is a predicted model, not a curated record. Gene Ontology annotation, cellular component: lysosome; membrane; cytoplasm.
CUGGUGCACUGUCCAACCUGAUAAAACCCCCAAAGUUCUAGGUGCAGUACACACUGCACAUCUUCAACGACCAUGGACAACAAGCAAACAGUCUUUCUUUCCAAAGAGAAAGAAGUAUACAGGAUUCCUGCUCUGUUCUUUGACAGAGACAGAAGCACCUUUAUGGCCUUUGCAGAGCAGAGGACGACUACAAAAGAUACCAGUACCAAAGUGUUGGUUAUGAAAACAGGAACACUGAAGACGGAGGGAAGAUCCAGUGGGAGGACAAUUGAGUGGUCUGAACUCAGACUGGUGAAGGAGGCACAUCUUGAUGGAUAUCGUCCUAUGAACCCCUGCCCGGUGUAUGAGAAAAACAGCCAAACACUUUUUCUGUUUUUCAUCUGUGUUAAGGGCACUGUCUCCGAGUGCUGGCAGAGAUUCUGGGGCUGCAACAAGGCCCGUCUCUGCUAUAUUACAACUAAAGAUGCUGGCCUAAGCUGGAGUGCGGUGACUGAUUUGACAUAUCUGCCUGAUAUCAAGGACUGGGCCACAUUUGCUGUAGGACCAGGCCAUGGUGUUCAAACUGAGAGUGAUAUAUUGAUUGUCCCGCUUUAUGCUUAUGCUCCUUGCAAUCCAUUCUAUUGCUCUACUCCAUAUGCACUUUAUCUGUACAGUGACGAUAAGGGCAAUACUUGGAGAUUUGGCAGCAAGCUGCAAACAAAAUCAGUUGAAUGUGAAAUGGCAGAGGUUUCUGAUGACACUGGCCUCAGGUCUAUCUACUGCAAUGCCCGUAAUGAGGGAGGCUAUCGAGUGGAAGCUCGUGAUGACAAUAAGGGAGCUGGUUUCAUUACACUCUCAUCUUCUGAAAAGCUGGUGGAAACAGGUGGAGGCUGUCAGGGAAGCGUGGUGUCCUUUCCAGCUCAAAGUGAAGGUGCACAGGCAGGUGGUGAUUCAAGGCAGAACCCAAACAAGUGGCUGCUCUUCACCCACCCAACUGAUAGGUCCGAAAGAAUUAAUUUAGGAGUCUAUCUGAAUAAAACGCCAAGAGACCCAAAUGCAUGGAGCAAACCCUGGAUCAUCAACCCAGGACUCAGUGGUUACUCAGACCUGGCUUACAUUGAUGAUGGCUGGUUUGCAUGUCUAAUGGAGUGUGGGGAUGAGAAAGAAUUUGAGCAGAUAGCUUGUGUAGUUUUUAACUACAAGCAAGUCAAGCACAGCAAUGGAGAGUAAAGAACAAUCUCUACUUGUAUCUGAUGUGAAGCCGUCAGUCUCUGUCCACUUUAAAACAGAGCGACAAACACACCUGACUUUAAGAUGCUGACUUAGAUUAUAAAACUAAAUGUAUGUAAAUGUGUGAAAUUAUGCUGAUGCUAAUGCAGCGUGGGGAAAACAGUGAAACAGAUCAGAUAGCAUUUAAGGUUUUUAGCUGUAGUUAAGUCAAGCAGGACAUUUGGAAAGUAAAAAUCUAUUGUUUUAAAUGGCACCUUGGGCAAAUAACAUUUUGUUUACCUUAUAUAGUUUUCACUGAAACCUUUUGUGUUCUACAUACUAUUACACUCUAUCUACAAUUGAUGAAUAUGUUAAAAGUGUAUAUUUACCUCGACCAUGGAUAAAUAUCUUAGAUUUUUGUUUGUUGUCAGUUGUAACAGCCAUGUUAAUUAUGCAUGACAUUGUACUAGCAUUUUAUAUGAGGUGUAAUUCAAGUGAUAUGUUUAUGUUUUUAUUAUUAUUUUUAUUAAAUGUAAAGCAGAAUACAAGAUUUUUGACAAAUAAAUGGACAUUUUCAAUCACAGACCCAGAUUCUUUUUUAAUCUGAAGGUGAAAGGGUUUAUGGGAUUCCUUCAAAAGUAAAACUAUUCAAAGCAGAGGAAGACUUUUUGUAUCCCUCAUAUGGCACUAUUCACCUGAAACUACAAGAGCUCAAAAACACACCUAAGUUUAAUAUGCUGACUUUGAUAGUAAAACCAACUUUGAAAAUAUUUUUAAUAAUAUUUUGACAUUCUGGUGCAUAAUUCAGUAGAUGCCAAUAUUUAUGUUAUAUGCUAUUGUGUUGUUACCUGUUGUGUGUUUUUGUUGUCUUCUCUUGUACAUUGUGUUUCAUAUUAUAUUACUAUU